UUUGUCUGUAGGACUGCUAUCACACGCAACGAGGUUCACAAAUAUAUAAACACACCUGUCAUUCUAAAUGACCCAGGAAUCAGUCCCUGUCAUUUUUGAGAACUUGAGCAAAGUCAGGAUGACAUACAGAGCAGGUUUACGGUCUGUGGCAUUCGUCUGGAUGGGGGUUCUGAUGCAAGGCUUGGAUGCAGGACGUGCGCCAAAGAAGCACUCUGCUGUUUCAUGCCGACCCAAAGAGCUGACGGCCCUCACCAAAACCCUGGUAGUAGCGAGCUUGAAAUUGUUUGAUAAAGAUAAUGGGGAGCCCCUGGGCAUCUGGGCCCCUGGAUUCCCUGAGCUCCAGGUGGAGAAAGACUCUCCCCCCCAGGGGUCAAAGGUCCAGUGCAGCCUCCUCUUCAUGGCUCAAGGCCUGAAGAAAGUCCUGGAGGACCAGAGGGACAACCUCAACCCGAAUAGUGUUGAACUUCACAAGAAGCUCGGCAGCACCGUUUCCAACGUCAACCUGCUGGCAGCGUGUGCAAAGCAUACCCUCGGAGGGGAGUGCUCCCUGAAGCCACCCCCGCCCCAAAUGCCCAAGGAUGCGUUUAAAAAGAAGCAGUGGAGUCACACUCUGCUGAUGACGGCCAGGGCCUAUCUGGACUGGCUGGAGCUUAAGUUUGGGCAACAGAGUUCAAAGGUCAAAGGGAAAAAAAUGAUUCAACAUAAAGCUCUUCAGAAGAAGCCCACUCCUCAGAAGUACCUGGAGGGCAGCGGGUACCUCUUGUAAUCUCUGUUGGUGAUGCAGAAACACUUACAGUCUAUGGCAGCUUUUUAUAAUAGUUGAAAUACUUUUUAAUGUUUAUUUGUAAUGUAAACAACUUGUUUUUUUAAUGCAUUUGGGACAUUUGAAAUGUACCACUUUUUAUAUUGAGUUUGAAUGAAUGAAUACAUUUAGUACAAAUGUAGUAUCAAAAAUAAUGAUUAAAUCACAGGUAGAUAAAAUAAAGUAUUUUCCAAAAUGUGAAUUAUGCUAUGGAAUUAUGGCUUUGUUCAAAUAAACUUGCUACUUCUCAGCAGCUGACAUAA
Gymnodraco acuticeps is the source of this 1065-nucleotide messenger RNA. RefSeq lists its product as uncharacterized. NCBI's taxonomy places the organism in Eukaryota, Metazoa, Chordata, Actinopteri, Perciformes, Bathydraconidae. Bases 68 to 766 code for a protein of 232 amino acids. The record is from RefSeq and is a predicted model, not a curated record. The transcript is spliced from 3 exons.